UUUUUUUUUUUUUCCAGUUGAGGCACUUGGAGGGAAUCAAAAUGUGCAACAUCAGAUCUUCAUCAGCAAAGAGUUCAUACGCCUCGACGACGUCGAGUGGGGCCCUGACGAGCGAAGGAGGAAUCUCGUCUGCUGAUUUCUCUCCUAAGAGCCUGGAGAAGCAUUGCCGUCCGAUCAACGUCGUCGUGAUGGAGACGGAGGUUAAGGGUAGUCUCAUUGAACGCCUCGUCCAUGUGGAGAACCGUUUGUUACAGAUGGAGGAAGAAAUAGUGGCAGAGAAAAAGAGAGUCGAAGUGGAGGAGAGUAGAAGUCCCAACCACAAGAAGAAGAGGAAAGGAUUGAAGCAGCUUGUUAAGUCAUGUGUGGGAGGACAACCCAAAAUGAAAGACAGCAAAACCGAUGACUGAAUAAGCUCUGAUACACCAUUUCUUAGCUUGGGUUUUAGCUUUUUGUUUCUUUUGU
Molecule: messenger RNA, 462 nt
Organism: Telopea speciosissima
Lineage: Eukaryota; Viridiplantae; Streptophyta; Magnoliopsida; Proteales; Proteaceae
Exons: 2
Coding region: 42-407 (121 amino acids)
Source: RefSeq, a predicted model, not a curated record